AUGGUGUAUACCCUUUACGAAGGCUUUGUUCUCCAGACAAAGCGGGCUUUAACCACACUUUCGCAUAUUCUUCACAAAGCCGAGGAGCAGCCCAACGCUUCCAGUCUUCCGUCCUGUCGACUCCACGACGGCAUGAAAUCACUCAGCUAUCAAGUGUUCGCGGCAACCACGCAAGCAUCGCUAGCUUUAGCUAAGCUUACCGCCGAAUCAGUUCCAACCGAAGACACGAGUAAGGAGGUUGUCUAUACAUAUGCGGAAAUGUACGCUCGCAUCGACAAAGCGCUCCUGGCCCUCGACGCGGUUGACAAAGACGUGAUCCUCGAACACUGCGAGACUGUCACGCCCGUGCUUCUGGGAGAGAAUAUACUACCUCUGUCUGGGAUUACAUACGCGUGCAUUAUGCAGGCUAACAUCUUCUUUCAUGUAUCCACUUCCUAUGGCAUCUUGCGCAAGGAAGGCGUGCUUCUAGGCAAGGUGGAUUAUAUUUUACCUUUUGUAACUUCCUGA
This is a messenger RNA of Penicillium cinerascens, 507 nucleotides long. Its product is annotated as DUF1993 domain-containing protein. The transcript has a single exon. Lineage: Eukaryota; Fungi; Ascomycota; Eurotiomycetes; Eurotiales; Aspergillaceae. The coding region runs from base 1 to 507 and encodes 168 amino acids. The record is from RefSeq and is a predicted model, not a curated record.